Messenger RNA from Mycotypha africana, 780 nucleotides. Its product is annotated as D subunit of V-type ATPase. Bases 1 to 780 code for a protein of 259 amino acids. The transcript is spliced from 8 exons. Gene Ontology annotation, cellular component: vacuolar proton-transporting V-type ATPase complex; fungal-type vacuole membrane. NCBI's taxonomy places the organism in Eukaryota, Fungi, Mucoromycota, Mucoromycetes, Mucorales, Mycotyphaceae. Gene Ontology annotation, biological process: vacuolar acidification. Gene Ontology annotation, molecular function: proton-transporting ATPase activity, rotational mechanism. The record is from RefSeq and is a predicted model, not a curated record.
AUGUCUGGUAAUAAUGCUCGUAUCAACAUUUUCCCUACGCGAAUGGCGUUAACAAACAUGAAGCUGAAGUUAAAAGGUGCUCAAACGGGUCAUUCACUUUUAAAGCGUAAAUCAGAAGCUUUGACAAAGCGCUUCCGAGGCAUUACAGUGAAGAUUGACGAAUUGAAACGCACAAUGGGCCAAGUGAUGCAGCAAGCCUCUUUCUCUCUUGCUCAGGUCCAAUACUUUACGGGAGAUAUAAGUUAUCAAAUCCAAGAGGCUUCAAAGACAGCUCAACUACGUGUCCGGGCUAAGCAAGAGAAUGUCUCCGGAGUUAUGCUUCCUGCUUUUGAAAUGUAUAAUGAAGGUGGAAAUGCAUUUGAAUUUACCGGCCUGGGUCGCGGUGGUCAACAGGUACAGAAAGCUAAAGAAGUCUAUACUAAGGCAGUAGAGACAUUAGUAGAACUUGCCAGUUUGCAGACUGCAUUCGUCAUUUUAGAUGAAGUCAUCAAAGCAACAAAUCGCCGUGUCAAUGCUAUUGAGCAUGUUAUUAUUCCACGUUAUGAAAAUACCAUUAAAUAUAUCAUUUCUGAGUUAGAUGAACAAGACAGAGAGGAAUUCUUUAGAUUGAAAAAAGUGCAAAGUAAGAAAAAAGAACGUGCUGCUGUUGAAGAUGCCAUUAGAGCUCGAAAUGCUAUGGAAGCUGACAGAAACGGUCAUGAAGCUCCUAUUCUUCAAGCUGCUGAAGAAACGGGCCAACUUAACGUAUUGGACCAUGAAGAUGAGGAUAUUAUUUUUUAA